CUAGCGCCUGCCCGCCCCUUGCCCGCCCAAACUCCACCCCAGGGAAGGCGGCACGGAUAAAAACUCAGGGGCCGUCUGCCUGUCCACAGACCGGCAAGGCCACCUCUCACUGCAAUCUGUAUGCAGGUCAUCUGGAGCAGAGGUGACCCAGGACCUGCGGCUCCGGAUCUUGCGAGCAGAGGCUGCGGCUGUUGCUAACGCUAGGGACGCGCGGGGUAGCACGACCCGAGAGGAAUCCAGGCACCGUGCGAACCGGAAUAGCUCGCUCCCUUUCUGUAGGACCCUCCCUGCGCCGAGCCCAGGUCGCCAUCCUCCGCCCUUGAAGAAAUCGGAACACAGACCCCACCCUGGGGCGCAACCCAAGGAACCCACGCGACCCCGGAACACCACUCGGAUUCUUGCUUGCCGGCUCGAUUGCUAACAUUGGGACCUUCCCUAAGGGGCGCACGCACUGCUGUCCCUGAGCGCCCGCAGAGAGAAGGAAGACCUCGUUUCAGCGGGCGAGUCCCAGCGAGGAUAGGAGGCGACCCGCGGACCUCAGGCCUCUUGCGCACGCCGGGGAUGGAGCCGCAGCCCGGCGGCGCCCGGAGCUGCCGGCGCGGGGCCCCCGGCGGCGCCUGCGAGCUGAGUACGACUACAGAGUCGGCCGCACCCAUGACCCUGGCGAUCCACAGCACCACGGGGACACGCUACGACCUGUCGGUGCCCCACGACGAGACCGUGGAAGGGCUGCGCAAAAGGCUGUCCCAGCGCCUCAAAGUACCCAAGGAGCGCCUGGCUCUGCUUCACAAAGACACCCGGCUCAGUUCGGGGAAGCUGCAGGAAUUCGGCGUGGGGGAUGGGAGCAAGUUGACGCUCGUGCCCACGGUGGAAGCUGGUCUCAUGUCUCAGGCCUCGAGGCCAGAACAGUCCGUUAUGCAAGCUCUGGAAAGUUUGACCGAAACCCAGCCCCCAGCGACACCCGGGCCAGGCCGGGCUGCCGGAGGAGGCUUCCGGAAAUACAGAUUGAUUUUAUUUAAGCGUCCGUGGCACCGACAGGGACCCCAGAGCCCAGAGAGGGGCGGCGAGAGGCCCCAGGUCAGUGACUUUUUGUCUGGCCGCUCACCUUUGACCCUGGCCCUUCGAGUUGGGGAUCACAUGAUGUUUGUACAGUUGCAACUGGCCGCCCAGCAUACCCCACUCCAGCACCGCCAUGUGCUUACAGCAGCCGCUGCUGCCACCACCCGGGGAGACUCCAGUGUAACUGCCCCAGUGUCCUCACCCUGUAGGCCAGUGUCCAGUGCCGCUCGAGUCCCCCCAGUAUCCAGCAGCCCUUCACCUUUGUCCCCCUCACCUGUCACCGCUGGCUCCUUCCGAUCCCAUGCAGCCUCCACAACCUGUCCCGAGCAGCAGAUGGACUGUUCCCCGCCAGCUAGCAGCAAUGCCACCUCAACCCCAGGCAGCAACCCCACCCCUCGCUCCCGCAAACCCGGUGCCGUCAUUGAGAGCUUCGUGAAUCAUGCUCCUGGGGUCUUCUCAGGGACCUUCUCUGGCACACUGCACCCCAACUGCCAAGACAGUAGUGGGCGGCCGCGGCGGGACAUUGGCACCAUUCUUCAGAUACUCAAUGACCUCCUAAGUGCCACACGGCAUUACCAGGGCAUGCCACCCUCGCUGACCCAGCUCCGCUGCCAUGCCCAGUGCUCACCUGCCUCACCAGCCCCCGACCUCACCCCCAAAACUACCUCCUGUGAAAAGCUGGCAGCCACUACCCCCACCUCCCUGCUCCAGGGCCAGAGCCAGAUCCGAAUGUGCAAACCCCCUGGAGACCGUCUGCGACAGACAGAGAACCGCGCUACACGCUGCAAAGUGGAACGCCUCCAGCUCCUGCUGCAGCAGAAGCGCCUGAGAAGGAAGGCACGGCGGGACGCUCGGGGUCCCUACCACUGGACCCCUACCCGCAAAGCUGGCCGCAGUGACAGCAGCAGCAGUGGGGGUGGAGGUGGCCCUGGCGAGGCUGGAGGCUUGGGCCUCGACUUUGAGGACUCUGUCUGGAAGCCUGAAGUUAACCCGGAUAUUCAGUCCGAGUUUGUGAUGGCUUAAAGGAUCCAGCCCCCUUGGGUCUGUCACAUCCCCACCCCAACAUGGGGCAAGUGGGGCAUCACAGCCUGGACGAUGAGUAGCCCAGCUCUGGGGGGCAGGAGGUCACCUCCACUGCCACUCACCAGCCUUUCUGAUUCUUUUUUAGCUCUUCCCCCGAUUGUCUGCCCUGAGUCCCUGGUCACAUGCCUAUCUUUUUUCCUUCCUUACCAUGGUCGGCUCUGGGGGCCUCUGCCAGGGCCCUUCCUUCCCACCUUCUCCAGCUCCAAAUAUGUAGCAGUCUGUUCCCAGAUGGCCCAGACGGAGGAAGCCACCCACCCCCAGCCCUUCCGUUCUGCCUGGCUCUCCCCCCACCCCUCUUCCAUAACCCGAUUCAGGUUUUUGACUCAAAAUGUAGAUUUCUCCAAGAAGCACUUUACAGAUGAGGGUUGGGGACCCUGGGAUGAGUGUCCACCCCCACCUCUGUCUGCAGACUUGGCCUCCAUUCCAGGCCAGCUGGAUCCCCAACCCCUCCCACCCUGAGAAACUAAUAGAAUAGUCUCACAGGGAAAACCUUUGUCCACAAUUCCCAUUCAACUCACCCUUCCUCCUGCCUCAGUCUCAGCGUUACACCAGGCCUUUGCCACUGUGCCUGGCUGGCCCUGCUCUUGCCAUGACAAGCUAGUAGGAUGGAGAACGAUAAGGCAGGUGAUUGGUCAGCUGGGGGUGCCCGUCUUCCUCACAGGAAAGGACAGGCUUUAGGCCACCUCUAUAGAUCACCAACUCCACUGUCCCCUCCCUCCACAUACCCCCUACUUCCCUAACCUUUCUUCCCAGUGGAGCUUGAGAGACUAUUUAUAGAUUUCGUUUUUUCUGACUGAGCCAGUAGUGGUUGCUGUUCUCUAGGGGG
Molecule: messenger RNA, 2968 nt
Organism: Phodopus roborovskii (desert hamster)
Lineage: Eukaryota; Metazoa; Chordata; Mammalia; Rodentia; Cricetidae
Gene: Midn
Product: midnolin
Exons: 9
Coding region: 562-2082 (506 amino acids)
Cellular component (GO): nucleus
Molecular function (GO): protein binding
Source: RefSeq, a predicted model, not a curated record